This is a messenger RNA of Hemicordylus capensis (graceful crag lizard), 2098 nucleotides long. RefSeq names its product PAK1 interacting protein 1 (gene PAK1IP1). NCBI's taxonomy places the organism in Eukaryota, Metazoa, Chordata, Lepidosauria, Squamata, Cordylidae. The record is from RefSeq and is a predicted model, not a curated record. Gene Ontology annotation, molecular function: protein binding. The coding region runs from base 789 to 1835 and encodes 348 amino acids. The transcript has 10 exons.
UUCACGGUGCAUGCAUGCGCGCUCCUCGAGCUGCAGCUUUGGGAGGUGUGGAUCUCUUACUCUCAAAAAUGGCUUGCCUGAGAAAAAUGCAGUUCAUGUACAGAACACCUUUCCUUUUACCGCUGUAAUCCUUUCUAAACGUACUUAUUCACUAGUGAGCCCCACUGAAAUGGCGAAAGAGGGCCUUGGGGCACUUUAAGAUUAAUAAUCUACAUUGUGGCAUAAGCUUUCACUCAGGCCUGCUCAACUUAAGCCCCCCAACUGUUUUUGGACUACAACUCCCAUCAUCCCCAGCCUCAGUAGCCAAUAGCUGGGGAUGAUGGGGGUUGUAGGCCAACAUCUGCAGGAGGACUGAAGUUGAGCAGCCCAUAGGCUAGGCUGCUUCAACAAGCCUGCAAAGUGUUCUCAGUUGGCAUAGGCCAGGUUUAAAGCAAUUAAAUCUGUAAAACAGUGGGACCAGAAGGUUGUAAAUCGCAAGAGUUAACACUUGUGACACUUCUGUGCACAGCUCAAAUGUAUAUAGAACAUAAUUUAUCAAGACUACUGAUAUAACACUUCUAAAGAACCACAAAGUUCUCGACAAGGUUUACAUAGCAAAAGGAAUGAGAAAAUGAUUCCCAGUCUUUAAAGGGGCUCAGUGUCAAAAUAAACAAGUGAAACACUAGCAAGCAGCCAGCUGUCAGGACAUUAUGCUAGGAUAAACGGGGAGAGUUGCUCUCUCCCUGCUGAGCACAUUCACUUUGAAACAAGCUCCAUUAUGAUCUUCAGCAAAAUCUGCAAUCCUAAAUAUGAAUACUAUCUGGGCAGCUGCUCCUGAUUUCACCCAUCAUGCCCACAGUGCUUCACUGUCAUCAGUAGCUGUGAAUGACAGAUAUGUUGUAACCGGCAGCAGGGAUGAAACAAUACAAAUCUAUGAUAUGAAAAAGAAAAUAGAACAUGGGGCAUUGCUGCAGCACAAUGGCACCAUAACCUGCUUGGAAUUCUAUGGCACUGCACAUUUAUUGAGUGGAGCAGAGGAUGGUUUGAUGUGUAUUUGGAACACAAGAAGGUGGGAAUGCCUGAAGUCCAUUAAAGCGCACAAGGGACAUGUGACAUCACUUUCUAUUCAUCCUUCUGGAAAACUGGCUUUGUCAGUAGGUACAGACAUGACAUUAAGAACAUGGAACCUUGUAGAAGGAAGAUCUGCAUUCAUAAAAAAUCUAAAACAAAGUGCACAACUUGUUAAAUGGUCACCUAAUGGUGAAACAUAUGUGGUGGUUAUAGCUAACAAAGUGGAUAUAUACAAGCUUGAAACUGCUUCUAUCUGUGGUACUAUUGUUACAGAAAAGAGAGUAUCUUCAGUAAAGUUUAUUACAGACUGCAUACUUGCUAUUGCUGGAGAUGAAGAAUUUGUACGGUUGUUUGAUUGUGUAUCACAGAAGUGCCUUUGUGAAUUUAAAGCUCAUGAAAACAGAAUAAAAGAGAUCUACAGUUUUGAAAUGGAAGGUUUACAUGUUCUUGUGACUGCAUCGAGUGAUGGAUAUAUUAAGAUGUGGAGUCUUGAUCUUGACAAGAUUAAGAGUUCCCCACCAUUGCUAUGUGAAGUCAAUACCAAAGCCAGGCUUACAUGCCUAGCAGUGUGGCUCAAAAAAGAUUCAGAAAUAAAGCAGGCAUCUGAUGAAGCCGCGACAUCUUCAUCUCAAGUAUCAGAGGAACAGCCAUUGAUUAAGAAAAAGAAAAUCGGUUGGACUGGCAAUGAAAAAUCAACAGAGGAAGCUGACCAAGAAGCCCCCAAGAAAAGAAAACCUGUAAAUGUGCUGCAAAAGAAGAAGAAAAAGUUGCAGAGUUUGAAAUGAAUGUGUUUUGCAACACUGAAAGUAUAAUAAAUUAUCACUGACCACAGUGUUCAAUUUAUUUCUAAGGCAACAUUUUCAUUUAAAUGUAAUUUUAUGACAGUUAUGACAGAUGAAUUCAUGUAUUAAUAGUGACAGAGAAAUUAAUAUGAAAAAGCCAUUUUAUUUAAACUGUAUCAGUUCCCAUUAAGAGCUUGAAAUCUUGUGGUUUCAAAUUUUUUAAAGGCAGAUAACAUUUAAGUUUUAAAUAAAUAUUUUAUAAAGUA